Odocoileus virginianus texanus is the source of this 5383-nucleotide messenger RNA. RefSeq names its product ATP binding cassette subfamily C member 11 (gene ABCC11). Gene Ontology annotation, molecular function: ATP hydrolysis activity; ATP binding; purine nucleotide transmembrane transporter activity. Gene Ontology annotation, biological process: transmembrane transport. Gene Ontology annotation, cellular component: plasma membrane. The record is from RefSeq and is a predicted model, not a curated record. Lineage: Eukaryota; Metazoa; Chordata; Mammalia; Artiodactyla; Cervidae.
AUCAACAGCGGGCAGCAGGCCCGCACACAGGCAUGCAGAAUAGGGACUGUGCCGCUCACCACGGGAGAGGAAGUGGCUCCCUAAGUCAACACCUGACCCUGCCACUUUAUGACAGAGCGUCUCGGGCAACAAACGAUCACUGCUGUUCCUUGAAGACCGAGGCACUGUCAACUGGAUGGUCUAAAGGAAAGAAGGGUCAGGAGCAGAGCCGUCACCGUGCCUCUAGCGUCCUACUACAAUCUGAAAAAGCAGAGUCUCUGAUUCUGGGAAACAAAGAACUGGCAGUACACCUGAAAAUGACCAGAAGGAGGAUAUACUGGGUCCCCAGGUCUUCUGGUGGCCUUGUGAAUCUCGGCUUGGAUGUAGAGGAUGACAUGGUUUCAGGACUUAGCUAUAAAACAAUCACUGUUGAAGACAGCCCCUGCAGACAGCAGGUGAGGGAACGUGAGGCACGAGGGAGAGGGAAGUAUGACACUGCCUGGAAAACCAUGAUUCCCUUCCGACCAAAGCCAAAGUUUCCUGAGCACCAACCCCUGGAUGAUGCUGGCCUGUUCUCCUACCUCACGCUGUCAUGGCUCAGCCCGCUCAUGGUUCGAGGUUCACAGAGAUGCUUAGAUGAGAACAACAUCCCCCAGCUGUCAGUACACGAUGCCGCAGACAAAAAUGCCAAAAGGCUUCAUCUUCUUUGGGAAGAAGAAGUCUCAAGGCAUGGAAUUGACAAAGCUUCAAUGUUUCGAGUGAUGCUAAGAUUCCAAAGAACAAGGUUUAUUUUUGAUACAAUUUUGAGCUGCUUCUUCUCGGCUGCAAGUGUUCUGGGGCCAAUGUUGGUUUUACCAAAGAUCCUGGAAUACACCAAAAACCCAUCGAGGGACGUUACCUAUGGAGUUGGGCUUUGCCUGGCCCUUUUUCUCACUGAAUGUCUGAAGUCUCUGAGCAUGUGCUCAUGCUGGGUCAUCAACCAGCGCACCGCCAUCAGGUUCCGUGCAGCUGUCUUCUCCUUUGCCUUUGAGAAGCUGAUGCAAUUUAAGUCUCUAACACACGUCACCAUGGGAGAGGCCAUUAGCUUCUUCACCAGCGACAUAAACUACCUGUACGAGGGAGUGUACUAUGGGCCCCUGGCCGUGCUCACCUGCUUACUGUUGACAAGCUGCAGCAUCACCUCUUGCCUCAUUCUCGGACCCACAGCGCUCAUUGCCACACUGUGCUAUCUUCUGAUUUUGCCGCUGCAGAUAUUCCUGACCAGAAAGCUUGUGGAGUCCCAGAAUCAUACAUCAGAGAUCAGUGACCAGCGCAUCCGCGUGACCAGUGAAGUUCUCACCAGCAUUAAGUUGAUUAAAAUGUACUCCUGGGAGAAGCCAUUUACAAAAGUUAUUAAAGAUCUCAGAAAAAAGGAAACAAAGCUCUUGCAGAAGUGUGGGUUUAUGCAGAGCCUGAGCACAAUCAUCUUGUUCCUAGCCCCCUCCUUAUCUAUGGUAUUGCUGUUCCUCUCCCACACAGGCUUACGAUUGAAACUCACAACUUCAGUAGCCUUCACCACUGUGGCCACCUUGAAUCCCUUGAGGCUGUCAGUGUUCUUAGCACCCUUCGCCGUCAAAGGCCUCACAAACUCCAGGUCUGCUGCGGACAGGUUCAAGAAAUUCUUCCUCCAAGAGAGCCCUGUCAUGUAUGUUAAGGCAUUGGAAGACCCCAGCAAGCCAGUGGUUUUAGAGGAGGCCACAUUGUCAUGGAGAAAGAUUUGCCCUGGGAUCGUCAAUGGAACCUUGGAGCUGGAGAAGAACAGAUACACUCCCGAGGGCAUGACCAGAGCUCAGCCACCUCCGGGUGGCCUUGGGCCAGAGGACCAAGGGGAUACCCGGGGCCCAGAGUUGCACAAGAUAAACCUGGUGGUGUCAAAGGGCACCAUGCUAGGGGUCUGCGGCAACAUGGGAAGUGGCAAGAGCAGCCUGCUGUCAGCCAUCCUGGGGCAGAUGCACUUGCUGGAGGGUUCAGUGGGGGUGCACGGAAGCCUGGCCUAUGUGCCCCAGCAGGCCUGGAUCAUCACGGGGAGUGUCCGGGAGAACAUCCUCAUGGGAAGCCAAUAUGACAAGGCCUGGUAUCUCCAGGUGCUCCACUGCUGCUCCCUGAACCACGACCUGGAGAUCCUGCCCUUCGGAGACAUGACGGAGAUUGGGGAGCGGGGCCUCAACCUCUCAGGGGGGCAGAAGCAGAGGAUCAGCCUGGCCCGUGCCGUCUACUCUGACCGUGAACUCUACCUGCUGGACGACCCACUCUCGGCCGUGGAUGCCCAUGUGGGGAAGCAUAUCUUUGAGGAGUGCUUUAAGAAGGUGCUCAGGAGGAAGACCGUCAUCCUGGUGACCCACCAGCUGCAGUAUUUAGAGUUUUGUGACCAGAUCAUUUUAUUUGAAGAUGGAAAAAUCUGUGAAAAAGGAAUUCACAGGGAGCUCAUACAGAAAAGGGGACCAUAUGCCCAGCUCAUCCAGAAGAUGCACAGGAAACCCACACAGGUUGUGUCGCAGGGAGUCGCACAGACAGAAGAGGAGCUACAGCUGGAAGGUCCGGCCCAGACCGCUUGCCAGGAAGAGCUUCUCAGUGAAAAUGCUGGGCUGGAAAAUCAGCUCACAGAGAAGGAGAAGAUGGAGGAAGGGUCCUUGAAGUGGACAGUCUACCACCACUACAUCCAGGCAGGCGGAGGUUACGUGGUCUGUGGUGUGGUUUUCCUUCUCAUGGUGAUAACGGUCUUCUGCACGUUGUUCAACUUCUGGUGGCUGAGCUACUGGCUGGGGCAGGGCUCAGGGAAUAAUAGCAGUCAAGAGAGCAACUGGACUGCUGCAGACCCAGGUGACAUACUGGACAAUCCUCAGCUGCCCUUUUACCAACUGGUGUUUGGCCUCAGCAUCCUGUUCACAAUCUUCUUCAGCAUUUGCCUCACAGUGGUUUUCACCAAGGUGAUGGGGAAGGCACCCACAACACUGCACAACAAGCUCUUCAACAAGGUGUCUCUCUGCCCCAUGCACUUCUUUGACACGACCCCAACUGGCCGGCUCCUCAACUGCUUUGCAGGGGACAUGGAUGAACUGGAUCAGUUCUUGCCCAUCGUGGUUGAACAGUCUCUGCUCCUGUUUUUGGUGGUGAUCAUGAUCCUCUUGAUAAUCAGUUUCCUAUCCCCCUAUAUCCUGCUGAUGGGAGUUAUCAUCCUCUCUGUUUGCCUGGUUUAUUUUAGGAUGUUCAAGAGGGCCAUCAGUGUGUUCAAGAGACUGAAGAACUACAGCUGCUCCCCUUUGUUUUCCCACAUCCUCACCACGCUGCAGGGCCUGAGCUCCAUCCAUGUCUAUGGAAAAACUGAAGACUUCAUCAAUGAGUUUAAAAAGCUGACAGAUGUACAGAAUAACUACCUGCUGUUGUUUCUGUCUUCCACGCGAUGGGUGGCCUUGAGGCUGGAGCUCAUGAGCAACCUGGUGACCUUGGCUGUGGCCCUGUUUUUGGUUUUCGGCCUUUCCUCUGCCUCUUAUUCCUAUACAGCCAUGGCUAUCAGCCUCGUCCUACAGGUGGCGUCCAACUUCCAGGCCUGUGUCCGGAUUUGUUCAGAGACAGAGGCGUACUUGACAGCUGCAGAGAGGAUACUACAAUACAUGAAGAUGUGUGUCUCUGAGGCUCCUUUACGCAUAGAAGGCGUGAACUGUCCUCAUGGGUGGCCACAGCAUGGGGAAAUCACAUUCCAGGAUUACCAGAUGAAAUACAGAGACAACACGCCUGUUGUUCUCCAUGGCAUCAACCUGACGAUUCACGGCCAGGAAGUGGUGGGCAUCGUGGGAAGGACAGGCUCUGGGAAGUCCUCUUUGGGGGUGGCUCUUUUCCGCCUGGUAGAACCAGCCGGUGGCCGCAUCCUCAUCGACGGCGUGGACAUCUGCAGCCUUGGCCUGGAGGACCUGCGGUCCAAGUUCUCGGUUAUCCCUCAAGAUCCAGUCCUGCUGUCAGGGACCAUCAGGUUCAACCUGGACCCCUUUGACCGCUGCACAGAUGAGCAGAUCUGGGAUGCCUUGGAGAGGACGUUCCUGAACAAGAUGAUCUCAAAGUUGCCGCAAGGCCUGCAAGCAGAAGUUUUGGAAAAUGGCUCGAACUUCUCUGUGGGGGAGCGGCAGCUGCUCUGCAUUGCCCGGGCCCUCCUCCGCAGUGCCAAGAUCAUCCUUAUUGAUGAGGCCACAGCCUCCCUCGACUUGGAGACGGAUAUCCUCAUCCAGCACACAAUCCGUGAAAGUUUCCGGGGCUGCACAGUGCUAAUCAUCGCACACCGUGUCGCCACCAUCCUCAACUGCGACCGCAUCCUGGUCAUGGGCGACGGGAAGGUGGUGGAGUUUGACAAGCCUGAGGUCCUGCAGAAGAAGCCGGGGUCCAUGUUCGCAGCCCUGCUGGCAACAGCCAGCACUUCGAUGAGCUGAGGAGGAGAGGCUGCCUGGAGGCGGGUGUGGCUGAGCCAGCCAAGGUGCAGUGGUUGGAGCCCGAGGGGAGACUGCAGCCUGCAGCCUCCCCUGCAGAGACGGCUGCUUCUCCGCAAGGCAGGGCUGGAACGUGCUCGAAGCGCUGGUGAUGGGCAGGAAAAUGACAUUGAGGGAGCACAGCCUGGAGUAGGGCCCUUGCUGGCUCCCCUGGAGACCAUGUAGGAAUUUCAUAAUAAUGGUAAAGCUUAUUACAAUUUUCUGAUCGGUGUUAAGAGUGUUGCAAGUGGUAUACUGAUUUUGUGAAAAAGAAAAAGUCACAUUCUCAGUUCUGCUUUCUCUGUGAGCUGGUACUCAUUUAGCUACAGGGAACAGAAACGUUCUUAAGCUUUCUGGUAAAAGGGACGUUAUUAGCUCAUGUAAUAGAAAGUUGCAGAAAAAGCUCUGGGUUGAAUGCCGUGUCAAAAGGACGUCUGCCGUGCGGGCUCUGCCUUUCUUCACUCAGCCUCACUUUGGUUUGUUUGACUUCACUCUCUGGCCUUCUCUCCUCACGGCACAGCAUGGCUGCCAGCAGCUCAAGGCUCACAUCCCACCAGCUCCAUACUCCCCGUCCUUUCUCCAGGGAUUCCAGCAAAACUCCGGGGCUAAAUCUCACUGGGCCAACUUGAGUCUUGUGCUCAGCGCUGAGCUAGUUGCGUGUUGGGCUGCUGGAAUGCAGUGAGGGGCCGGGCCCAAACUGUAUGCCCACACCCGGGCCUGGGGAUGGGAUCAGCUACCCUGAAUCACAUAAAAGGAGAAUGGAGAGGAUUGUUUCCCCAAAAUAAAACUGGAGUGUUAUUACUACAUUAGGAAAGAGUGGGCAGCCCCCAAACAGUAGCUGUGUACCAUGCGCUUGUUUACUAAUUGGAGCAUAGAUAGGUGAAAUAAAGAGUUAACUUAUUAUUAAUACA